CUGGCGUGGCUUCACACACACACACUCAACGGCCAGUGCUGUUCCAACAGUUUUUUUUGAAGUGAGAAAGAGUGCACAUAUUGCGCAGUAGCUAGACGUAACAACGACACCUAGCGCCUCCUGUUCAGGCAUUCUGGGUGGUAGCGUUUGAACUGUUCUUGUUGCUCAGCUGAGACAGUGAGAGACUCGCGAGAGUGAGAGGUGACCCGCUUCCAUCUAGCGUUUAGUGAGCAGUUUCCUACACAUCCGUACCCAGUUUCUUGCUACUGGGAACUACUUUGUGCGCGUCCGACGAUCCGUUGCUCGCUGGACGGAACGUUCAACCGGCCAGGAGUGUUGCUGGUAUUUUGAAAGAUCUUGGCCGUUACGGAAUCUGCUGCUGACUUGUCGAUCUAACACGAUGAGAGAAUACAAGCUAGUUGUCCUUGGAGCGGGUGGUGUUGGAAAGAGUGCUCUGACGGUGCAGUUCGUCCAGGGCAUCUUUGUAGAGAAGUAUGAUCCGACAAUCGAAGACAGCUACCGCAAGCAGGUGGAGGUGGACGGCCAGCAAUGCAUGCUGGAGAUCCUAGACACAGCCGGUACGGAGCAGUUCACGGCCAUGCGCGACCUGUACAUGAAGAACGGCCAGGGCUUUGCUCUGGUCUACAGCAUUACCGCGCAGGCCACGUUCAACGACCUGACCGACCUGCGCGACCAGAUCGGCAGAGUGAAAGAUUCACAAGAAGUACCCAUGGUCCUCGUAGGAAACAAGUGUGACCUGGAAGACGAGAGAAUCGUCACCAAAGACCAAGGCUCGGGCAAGGCCAAGGAGUUUCACUGUAAUUUCAUUGAAACAUCAGCGAAAGCGAAAAUCAACGUAAUGGAGCUCUUCUUCGAUCUCGUACGCCAGAUCAACGCCAAGAGUCCCACAUCAGCCAAGAAGAAGAAGGGUGGAUGCGUGAUGCUGUAAGACAGAGGAACAUCCACAGCUUCUUAGUUGACGUGUCGGUGACCAUGAGGCGACAGAGAACAUUUCUAUGCUAGGCUUGACUUUCUUGUGCUAUUUGUAUCUGCUAUAGGGCGAAUGGUUGUACAUUAUUUUAUUUUUCUUGGCCAAUUUUUCCCCGUUUGUGCCAUUUUUUGUCGAACACAAUGUUGAUUGCUGGUGGUGCCGCCCCAGUCAAACUGUUGCCAGAAAAUAGUGCCCUUGUCUUCAAUGCUGUAUCCAGUGCCAGUCUGCAAGGUACCCCCAGGGCGAUGUUUGGACAUCACCCAGGGAACUUGCUCAAUCUAGAGCAAACACGUCUUGUACCAUUCACUGCUGGGCACGUUCUGCUUUCUGUAUCUUUCCGGUCCUCAAUUUCAUCUCUGCUUUGUUUUCUCUGUGAUGAUAGCGUAUCUAGCUGGCUGCUGUGCUAUAAUGCUAUGCUACCUAGUCCAGGGUGAUGACUCUCUGUGCAUGAUACAACAACUCUAGACUAGCUGUAUGCCCUUGGCCCGCGAGUUGGGCAACAAUAGCAAGCUGUACCACUGACCAAGGUCACAACAGAGCAAGCCUGGUGACGAUGAUGUACAUGUACAUGCAUCAUGUGUAUAAUAUUUUGUUCUAAUUAUUAUUAUCCUAUUCCAUCUUUGAUCCUACCAGGUGACUGCUCCAGGUUUACAACAGGUUAAGCCGUUUCAAUAAAAUCUUAUCCUAGUGAGAAAAA
Molecule: messenger RNA, 1688 nt
Organism: Sycon ciliatum
Lineage: Eukaryota; Metazoa; Porifera; Calcarea; Leucosolenida; Sycettidae
Product: ras-related protein Rap-1-like
Exons: 5
Coding region: 401-949 (182 amino acids)
Biological process (GO): Rap protein signal transduction; cellular response to cAMP; negative regulation of synaptic vesicle exocytosis
Cellular component (GO): plasma membrane
Molecular function (GO): GDP binding; GTPase activity; GTP binding
Source: RefSeq, a predicted model, not a curated record